Molecule: messenger RNA, 7223 nt
Organism: Dufourea novaeangliae
Lineage: Eukaryota; Metazoa; Arthropoda; Insecta; Hymenoptera; Halictidae
Gene: Wdr62
Product: mitogen-activated protein kinase-binding protein 1
Exons: 23
Coding region: 87-7109 (2340 amino acids)
Biological process (GO): mitotic spindle organization; regulation of mitotic cell cycle
Cellular component (GO): mitotic spindle
Molecular function (GO): protein binding
Source: RefSeq, a predicted model, not a curated record
ACCAGAAACCCUGUGAACAUGAAGUGAGAGAAUCGAGUCUCUUUCAGGGAUGAAAUCCUGACGAGAGAGCAAAGUCUACCAUCAUAAUGGAACCACCAGUUACGAGCAAGGUCCUGCGAGCUCCUAGCCUGAAGAGGGGUCAGGAGAACGUCAGGAUUCAGGAUAGGAUCAAGCUGGAACGUGUGCUCGGCGUAACCGUGUCGAGCAAUGCAGCCCUGGACUGCGAUGCGACCAGCGAGCUGGUCGCGUAUCCUGCUGGCUGCACCGUGGUGUUGUUCAACCCUCGAAAAAACACCCAGGCCCACGUGUUGAACGCUUGUCGCAAAACGGUCACCUCCCUGGCGCUCGCCGGCGACGGUAGACUGCUGGCGACCGGUGAAUGCGGUCACAUGCCGAAUGUUCGUGUCUGGGACAUCUCCGAUCCGUACAAUGCGGUUCAGAUCGCCGAGUUCUCCGGGCACAAGUACGGCAUCAAUUGUGUGGCAUUUUCACCGAGCAACAAGUACGUGGUGUCCGUGGGCUCUCAGCACGAUAUGAUCGUCAACGUCUGGGACUGGAGGAACAAUGUUAAGGUGGCGUCGAACAAAGUCUCGAGCAAAGUGAAGGCCGUCUGCUUCGCGGAAAACGGCAAUUACUUUGUUACCGUUGGCAACAGACACGUCAAGUUUUGGUAUCUCGAGUACUCGCGCAGCGCCAAGUAUAAGGAACCUGUGCCUUUGAUGGGUCGGUCUGCCAUAUUAGGAGAGCAGAGAAACAACGAUUUCGUGGACGUAGCCUGCGGCCGCGGGGAAAUGGCGGAUUCCACGUACGCGAUCACCAAAACCGGCCUCUUAUGCGAAUUUAAUAACAGGAGGCUUCUGGACAAAUGGGUGGAGCUGCGUACGACCAGCGCCAAUUGCAUGGCUGUCGGGGACAAGUAUAUAUUCAUCGGCUGCGCGGAAGGAAUCGUCAGGUGUUUUAGUCCUACCACACUGCAAUUCAUCACCACGUUACCGCGAACGCAUUACCUAGGCGUGGAUGUUGCCCAGGGUUUGUCCAUCAGUCACAUGUCCCAGCACCCGCCGAACGCCAGGUACCCGGACGCGAUCGCGCUGGCAUUCGACGAACGGAACCACAAGCUGACGUGCGUCUACAACGACCACAGCAUCUACGUGUGGGACGUGCGGGACAUCAGGCGGGUCGGCAAAUCGCACUCGUUCCUCUAUCACUCGGCGUGCAUCUGGGGCGUCGAGAUGUACCCGACCGGUUCCGAUUCCGUGGACGCGAUGCCAGCCGGAAGCUUCAUCACCUGUUCCAGUGACGACACCAUCCGCGUCUGGAACCUCGAGAAGGACGUGUCGCCCAGUGACACGCUCUACAAACGUAACAUCUACAGCAACGAGCUUCUCAAGGUCCUCUACAUCGACCCCGAGCAGCUGACAUACCUGAAAGACCUGGAUCUAGCCGCGGCCGGCUCGACGGAGAAGAGCGACGCGUCGUACGACGGUCGAAACGGCGUCCGAUCGAUCCGAGUCAGCCCAGACGGCAAGCAUCUGGCCUCCGGUGAUCGGUCCGGUAACAUCAGGAUUCACGACCUCUCCUCGUUGGAGGAGCUCUGUCUCAUAGAGGCCCACGACGCGGAGGUACUCUGUCUCGAGUACUCGAAAUUCUCGCGAUACUCCGCCGAGCCUCCCAGACUGUUGGCCAGCGCGUCCAGGGACCGAUUGAUCCACGUGUUCAGCGUCGACCAAGGGUACAACUUCUCGCAGACGCUCGACGAUCACAGUUCUUCCAUUACUGCCGUGAGAUUUUUCAAUCAGAGCAAUCAGGGUAAUCAGAUACAGAUGGUGUCCUGCGGCGCCGAUAAGAGUAUUAUUUUUAGACAGCUGCAAUCGACACCAGGAGGGAUGCCUCAGUUCUCCAGGGGUCACAACGCUCAGGGAAAGACCACUCUGUACGACAUGGAGGUCGAUUCCGGGCAAAAGCACGUUUUAACUGCCUGCCAAGAUAGAAACAUAAGAGUUUAUAACGUGACCACUGGCAAACAUAGUAAAACGUUUAAAGGAUCCGUCGGGGAAGAUGGAUCUCUCAUUAAAGUCGUUCUAGACGCAUCGGGAAUUUACGUAGCUACCUCGUGUACAGAUAAGACAUUGUGCGUAUACGAUUACUACAGCGGGGAAUGCAUGGCCACUAUGCUCGGCCACUCGGAAUUGGUGACAGGGCUACGCUUUAGUCCAGACUGUCGAAACCUCGUAUCCGCCAGCGGAGACGGAUGCAUAUUCGUCUGGCGGGUUCCCCGUGACAUGGUUGUAACCAUGCAGGCCCGUCUCGCUCAGCAAGCAAUGCGAGCUGGAAAAAGGCCGCCUCAAGUGAACGGUACGGGAAUCGAAAUACAGGUGGAUAACGAAACUUUCGGAUCGCCGCCGCCGGAAUUUCUAGAUCCAAACGCGAAUCCCACGCCGCAGAACGUGGGCGUCGAUUAUAGGUUCAGCGUCGGUCAGCUGCCGCUUUGGGCGAAAAAACAAAUAAACACCGCGAACACCGACGAAACUACGACCCUUGGCUCGAACGCCAGGUCCCUGGGCGUCGACCUGCCGAAGGGCAGAUGGGCGCAAAGGGUGCAGCAAGGCGACGGUAUAACUGUAAAGUCCGUCUACGACAGCGACGAGGUUAUACCGUUCCCGCCGCCUCGUGGCGCGAUCGAUUCCGAUGGCGGUGGCGGUGGCGGCGGUUCGAAAGACAGCUCGAUAGACAGUGGAACCGAGACCAAAUGUAGCAGUGACUAUCGACGGGAAACUAUCAUCAUCAAAAGGGAAGAGGACGAGACUAUAUUUCAACCAUGUCCAGAUAGUUACAGAGAACUAGCAGAUGAGUCGAAACAGGUGAUCGGUGGUAACGUGACGGUAACUAGAGGUAGCAAUAUCACGGAAUUGACACGUCAGUCGAGGAGUCGUCAUCAUACCGACGAUAGCAGUCUUGGCAGCUUUAAAUUUGAGGAUCACGAGAGCACGGAGCACGACGGCGACGUCGAGGAUUAUUCCGAGGGGGAAAACGGGACGACUGGUUCCGAAAAGUCUCAUCAUAGAUUGAUGUAUUAUCCUGCCCCGGAGGACACGAUAUCGAAUCAGUUCACCGUGAACGCGAUGGAUGUGGAAGAACUUAGAAGAUCUCAAAGGCGACAAAAGAAACCUAGAAACGGAGAGAGCGGUCGAACUAGCGAGUUGACCGCAUCCGGCAGUCAGGACGAUUCGGAUUCCGAAGGUGGAGCUUCGACACCUAGCGCUGAAAGAAAUCCCUUGUCCAUAUUAUCGGAAGCCAGCUCGGAAGGUUUCGACCAGCUGGCAAAGCAGAGCCAUCGCGAAAAGUAUCUCAAGAACGCUUUCGAAUCUCUCAGUGGGGCCGAAGAGCCCACCAAUAGAAGUCCUAAAACAACUAGCAUCAGUUCUCAGUUUCAUGGAAGACUCAGUGGAGGCGGCGGCGUCGAUCUGACUAGCAACAAGAAGGUUCGCAAUCAGGCCGUUGUGAACGCAACGAAACAGGCGAGGGGAGAUGCGGACGUCGUGAAGAAACGAGAGGAAUUGCAGAGGAGAAUAGAGGAAACCAGGAGAAAAUUACAAAGCGUCGGCUACAAGUCGUCGCUAAAAACCAGCCAAAGCAUAUCGGACUUGAGCAGCCAUAUACCGGAGAAGCAUCAUCGUUCGAACAGGCUGAGCACAGGUAACAACAAAUCCGGUCAACGGACCCAAUACUCGAAACCGAUUAACCCUUGCAAACCAAUACCGAACCCAAAGCCUCCGUUAAAACCUCAACUAAUUAACAAAGUGUCGGGUGUGGGGAAUGCGAUACCUAAGCUAAACAUUCCAAUCUCCGACAACUGCUUGUCCAAAAGCCAGACUACGUCGUGUAUAAGUGACAAGACGAGACCGUCGCUUAGUCGUCCGUUAACGUUGACCCUAAAAAAAACUGAAAAGUAUAAGCUAUCGCUGAAUAAGCCGAAUCAAUCGUUACCCGAGUCGCCCGUGUGCGAGGAGCUCAAGCUCCUCAAGGAACAGUGCAAAAAGAACGUCAGUCGGUUCGCGAGAUUCGCGCAGAAACGAAGAUCCUGCAGUUACUUUAUCGGCCUGAACGACAACGAGGAGGACAUGGAGAAUAUAGCGAAAUCGUUCGAAAGCUUGCCCGCGAUGAACGAGCGGAACAUCGAGACCCUGAACGACGCGUUGGACGACGGAGACGAGGGGAAUGGAAACUUCAGCGACGACUCCUUGGAGGGAGACUUCAAGAAUCCACCCCGACGAUGCGUUAGCGACUAUCAGAUAAACUUUCACGUCGACAGUCAGCAGGACGGUCACAGAGCUUACUCGACGAGUUAUCAAACUUUCCCGAAACGCGUGCUUACCGGCUCUCAGGAGAGCAUACUGUCGGACGCUUCGGUCGAGUCGUUUUCAAAAGGAAGCGCCGAGAUUCUCGAUUACAGCCACUACGACAACGAUCGACACUCGAGCGCGAGCUUCUUCCUUUCCCGUCGAAAAAUGCAGGCCGGUCGAAGUCAGGAGAGCAUUCUGACCGACGAGUCCGACUUACAGAUGUUCCCGUUGCAGGAGAAUAUGGAUCAUCGAAGUACCGAAAGCGUGUUGACCGACGAUUCCGACUCUCUCGUGAAAUCCGCGCCCCUCGAGAUGUUGUUCGACUCGCACUACAGACGAAAGAGACAGAAUUCGGAAACGUACAGCGGCAAUCCCAAUAACGUCGUAGAGCCCUCGAACGAUACUCAAAAUGUCGCGAACGACGCGACGACUUGUCGGGCGGUGUUUAGGUCUAAAUCUCUUCAGGACACGAGGAUAAGCAAAGCAAAGAAUGAGAACAAUUAUUCCGAAGAGAGCGCGCAGCCGGCAACCUGCAUCUAUUACGAAUUCAAUUUCAACGAUCAAAACGACGCGAACGUCGAGAUGCAAAUAGGAACAAAAUCGGACACGAUGCCGAGAAGUAACAGCCUGAAGGUGCCAAAGGAGCCCCGCUCGAUGCUGAUUCUGAACGAUUUCGUGGCUCACAAGCCACCGAAACCGAAACGAAACUCUGCUCGCACGCAGAGCAUGCGAAACAGGGCUCGUCCCGCCUGGAACAAGUACAACGUGGACACACCUUCUCAGUCUUCCCGUGCAAAAUCAGAAUCCGAUGACUACGGAAGCAAGUUACGCGCGGAGGAUCGCCCGAUACGAGACGACACUGACGGGAAGUCCGAAGCAGUGGAGAGUCUCGAGAAUUCGAAGAGAAUCGAGCAAUUUCUACAAUCGCCGGGUUAUUCGUUACAGUUCAACGACGACACAGACUCGAAGACCAAGUUCUACAGCUUGCAGAAUCGUCGCUCCUCCGACAAAAGCAUGGCCUACGACGCCGGUGGUCCAAUGGACAACUAUGGUUUCGAUCCAAACGAGUCGUCUCGUCGAGGCUGCGACAUAGGAGGGGAGCAGAGGGACGGCUCCCAUGUUUGCUGCUUCGAAAAUCAGAUCCCGACAAAGGACACGCAAGAGACGUACGACUCGUUGGAACCUGGCGGCGUGUCCUGCGACUUGCAGCCGGUCGGUGGAAUGCAGACUGCCACAAAUUUACAAUCGACCGACGAACGAAUCGAUAAUUUGGACGUGGAUCUUAGAAUUAGCAGAGCGAUCGAGGGAACCGUAAAGUUGCUUUCCAGAGAGUUUGAGAACUUGGUCAGGAGGGAACAGUACAUUAUGAAAGAGAAAUGCCUGAGGAUGACGCAUUGCCAGCAGGCGAGCGAAAAUUUCGCUAAACUGGAAGCCGAGCGGGACAGUAGGUUCACGAUGAAGCGCGACAUAAGAUUCCAUUCGGGAGGAGAAGAUAGCGAUUGCGCGGACACGUCUGCAAUGGAUAAGUCCAUGAUGGAAAGCGGAUCCUCGACGUCGGCAUCGAGCUGCACCAAUUCGCCAAAGAGGAUGUGGCCGCCGGCCUCCAGAUGUCAUAGUCACAUGAAAUGGACCAAAACUUUGCCGACUAUUAAUCAAGUUAUACUACCAUCCAAGCAUCUUUACGCAGUUUCAGGAAAAGUAGGUAAUAAGAACGCAAACGCUACGGCGCGAAGCGGGCUAGGAAACACGAACAGCGGAAAUCAGUCUCGGCACGGUUCGACGAAGAAUCAUUCUUCUCAUAUAACCAGGAGCAGUAGCGUCGGUGUUUUGAAUCAGAGCGAUUCCGAGUCGGACGUUGGAGCUGGAACCGGAAGGGGAUGGAACAACCAAAUUGCGAAUAACAGGAUCAGCGGUUUGAUGAGACCGACGAUCAGUUCGCAGAAUAAAAUCAAUCAUCAGAUAAAGACCGGCUCCUCUUCUAACAGCAAUUUACCGUCGGUUCUCAGGAGAAGAGGCAUGCAGGGAGCGUAUUCGAGUGUAAAUCUAAGUCAAGUGGGUAACCAAGAAGAUUCGAGUUCGGAAGAUACAUCCUCGAAUGGGAACGGAGGAAAGCCGGCUCUUCCUCCGAGACCUCGAAGCAUCAGUAUCGAUCAUUCUGGUACAAAUCUAAGUUUACCUACUACGACGGUGAGGAGAUCAGGAUCAACGACUGUAAUCGCUAACGGCCGUAACGGAAGUAACUCGAUAGGACAGAGCACGAAUAGGCUAUCGACGGCCAAUCGGAGUCAACUGGAUCCCAGCCCACAAGAGCUACCAGUCAAAGAUACUGAUCGUGCCAUCGAUGUAGCCAGUGCCGAAUUAGGCACGGAUAAUACAUUAGUGUCGACGCAGCUGUGUAACACGAUCGCGGAUGACCUGACGCGAACGGCGGACAAUGUGGUGCAGCUGUAUAAACGUUUAACGAUAGACAAGGAGGACGAGGGUGCUAGCAUCGACAGGGACACGAUGCUGCGCGGCCUCCAAUCUUCCGUUAACGAGACCAUGCGCACUUUGCGAUUGGUGGUAGCCGGUGGACAGGGAAACGCCGACGGAUCGUCAGCGACAGGCAGCGACAGCGUGGUCGUGAACGAGGCAACCGCCACGUUUCAGGAGCUGCUCGCCGGACAGGAUCAGGGUAAGGUGGUCAACAUGAUGCAACAGUACUCCGAAUUGCUGCUGACCAUGAUGCAGCAGAGGAUGGGGGGAACGCAGUCGAGCCAUACGUAAAAUCCGUCCAUCUGCCAGUUCUCCGUGGAGAAGAACGAUCAGAACGUCCAGCCGCGAUGUCGUCGAGAUUCCGUCGAUUCCUACGCCUCUAACACUUUGCAUUCCCCCCCCCCC